This is a messenger RNA of Schistocerca serialis cubense, 653 nucleotides long. Its product is annotated as solute carrier family 22 member 21-like. NCBI's taxonomy places the organism in Eukaryota, Metazoa, Arthropoda, Insecta, Orthoptera, Acrididae. The record is from RefSeq and is a predicted model, not a curated record. The coding region runs from base 20 to 370 and encodes 116 amino acids. The transcript is spliced from 2 exons.
CGCGGGUGCAGGCAUCGUGAUGGCGACCAUGCUGAUGCAGUUCAGCACCAUUGGCAACCUGGGCAUGGUGAACCUGCAGAGCAUCGAGGUGCACCCCACGUGUCUCCGCCAGAUCGCAACGAGUGUCGAGUGGGCAGUUGCCGGGGUUGCCAUGUCUUCCCUGCCCUACCUGGCUUUGAUGGACGACAAGCGACUUCCCUUCGCCAUCCUCUCAGCCCUGAACUUGGUGGUGGCGUUUUCCGUGUCGUUCCUGCCGGAAUCUGCGCUGCAGCGAUUGCCGGAGACGUUAAGGGACGGUGCCGUCUUUGGCAGAGGACAGCGCUACUGGAGCUGGAAACCCAAACCGACACCAGAGUACGCCAAGGGAUAAAGGAUUUCCAGAAGUUCCUUUUAGUUUAGAAGGAACGAUAAUGCGAUGCUGGCAACCUCCGAGUUCUGUUUACUGACGGUGCACAUGACUUGCUCGGCCAGCUAUGAACGAAUAACAGUGCACUUCGAGCCCUAUUUCUAAUCUGUAAACAGUAACACUAAAAUUAAGCCUGACCUAGAUUAGAUUAUAAUUUAUGGCCGUCAUAUUCAGUAAAUGCUACAUGCCAAAAUAAACUGACAUGGAAACCGCACCUACUGCGCUAUCCAAAAAAGAAAAAAAAACC